Messenger RNA from Aspergillus thermomutatus, 1584 nucleotides. RefSeq names its product ankyrin repeat domain-containing protein. Gene Ontology annotation, molecular function: protein binding. The coding region runs from base 1 to 1584 and encodes 527 amino acids. The record is from RefSeq and is a predicted model, not a curated record. The transcript has 6 exons. NCBI's taxonomy places the organism in Eukaryota, Fungi, Ascomycota, Eurotiomycetes, Eurotiales, Aspergillaceae.
AUGGUCCUAAUCAAGAAGCUCUUCUUGCUUUUUGCAACCUUCACAUCGGUCAUUGCGCUACCAAAUCCAGCGCAAAUCCUCCCAUCAGAGAAGGAUAUCAGUAUGGACGGACUUGAAGUCCAUGAUGUCCGUGAUGUGAGCGCCUUAGAACAGCGCGCUCUGGGCCCAAUGACGCUGCAGUGGUCUCCCCAAGGCCAGUUUCUUUUCAUGGCAGGACUUCAAAUUCCACAGGGAAUCUAUGACGCUUUCUUCUCCAGCAGCAUUGGUAUCAAUGACUUCGCAGCAGCGGAAUUUUAUAUGCGUCAUGCUCUUGAGGGGGGCAUUAUGAAUAUAACCCCAUUCAGCAAUAACGGCUACGAUGUCGGCUUUGGCAUAUUUGCAAAGGAUGGGGUAUCUCUAACCCAAGAGGUAGUUAAUGCAAUGAUUACAGUUAUCAGACGCUGGGCCGAGGCAAACUCUGGCUCAUUGACUGUCAUCCAAGCCGCCAACGGGUUCAUUGACCCCGCGCAGAUUGGGGCCACACCAACCACCAAACGCGGCCGCGUUGCGACUUGUCCCUCUGGUAUUAAUCUGUUAAAACCAGGCACCACACCUUUGCUAAACCAUGCCCAUCUAAAAUCUGUGGAUAGCGAAGGCAACACCCUGCUUCACCUAGUGGCAGAGUACAACAUUGACAAUGUGAUCAGCCGACUGAGCCCAACCACCGCAGCCAAGAGCAUGGUCGAAAACAACGCCGGUCAGACACCGCUCCACAUAGCGGUCAAAAAAGGUCACUAUGGCAUUGUUCAAGAACUGCUAUCAACGGGAUGCAAUCCAUCUCCGACGGACAAGUACUCCCGAACCCCCCUGCACUAUGCUUGUCUGACCAAGCAAGACAUAACCAUGGUGCGGCUGCUCCUGGCUCAUGGUGCUGACGCUUCAGCAAAAGACAAAGAGGACCGCACUCCAAUACACAUAUGUUGCACCCACGGGCAGGCUGCACUGCUCAAGGCUCUCAUUGAUUCCGGCGCCGACAUCAAUGCAGCGGAAAACGGAGAGGUGGAUUCUGGAGCGCGAGGGCAGACACCAUUCCACAAUGCAGUACUGCGUGGACAGACAGAGUGCGCGAAGAUUCUUUUGAAGAGAGGGGCUGAUCCAAACCUGCUAUAUGGGCCUGGAGAACACGUUAUAGGCUCUGCAGUGUUCAGCGGGCAGACAGAACUCGUGCAACUGAUGCUAGACAAGGGAGCUGAUGUGAAUAGGGCAGACCGCCUAGGACUGACGCCCUUGAUGUAUGCUGCUACUGUAGACAGAGAGCAAAUCGCGCGGAUCCUAUUGCAUGCUGGCGCCAAUCCAAACAUACGAGGACCUCGUGACGGUGUCGCCCUACACGGCGCGGCUAGGUCAGGCCUGCCGUCGAUUGCGAAGUUGCUGCUCGACGCGGGUGCUGAUCCUUCCAUUACAGAUAGGUCGGGCUUUUCUCCGUUAGAUUAUGCUAUGAAGAAGGAAGCGACUCCUGCAGAGUGGGUUUCAACCCCGGGACAUGAGUCAGUAGUCAAACUGCUGCAACAGGCACAGCAACAAUCAGAAGCUGGGCUAGGCUGA